Messenger RNA from Tauraco erythrolophus (red-crested turaco), 1225 nucleotides. NCBI's taxonomy places the organism in Eukaryota, Metazoa, Chordata, Aves, Musophagiformes, Musophagidae. The record is from RefSeq and is a predicted model, not a curated record.
GUACUGUUUGAUGAGUGUGAAAGGAUGCUUCACUGAUUUUCAUAUUGAUUUUGGAGGCACUUCAGUGUGGUAUCACGUUUUCCGUGGGGGGAAGAUCUUCUGGCUGAUUCCGCCUACUCUGCAGAAUCUAGAACUUUAUGAAGAAUGGGUUCUCUCAGGAAAGCAAAGUGAUAUCUUUCUGGGAGACAGGGUGGAACGAUGCCAAAGAAUUGAGCUGAAACAAGGCUAUACGUUCUUCAUUCCUUCAGGGUGGAUACAUGCGGUUUAUACUCCGGUAGAUUCUCUGGUGUUUGGUGGAAAUAUCCUGCAUAGCUUUAAUGUUCCCAUGCAGCUUCGCAUCUAUGAAAUUGAGGACAGAACAAGGGUGCAUGCCAAAUUCCGUUAUCCUUUCUACUAUGAAAUGUGCUGGUAUGUUCUGGAGAGAUACGUGUCCUGUGUGACCCAGCGCUGCCACCUCAGCAAAGAGUACCAGAAAGAAUCAAUGUUAAUUGAUGCAAAAAGAAAACGCAGCACAGACAGCUAUUCAUCAGAUUCGUGGUUAGACAUGGAUGAAGAAUCUUGUGAUGCCCAUAUCCGGGAGGAGAAGGAUGACAGCUUGGAUAAGAACUCCAAAUCCUUGGUGGAUGGCUCCUCCUCGCCCAACAGCACACACUCAGAAGGGAAGGAGGGUGCAGGAAGAAAACAAAAAACGACAGUAAUGAGAUACCUAAAAAGAACUUUGUCUAAUGAGUCAGAUGACAGCGUAAAAUCAACGACCCCCACGGACUAUCCCAAAACACCAACGGGGUCUCCAGCUACAGAAGUUUCAACCAAAUGGACUCACCUCACAGAAUUUGAACUGAAGGGUUUAAAAGCCCUGGUGGAAAAGCUUGAAUCUCUCCCAGAGAACAAGAAGUGUGUUCCAGAAGGCAUUGAAGAUCCACAGGCUCUCCUAGAGGACAUGAAGAACAUACUGAAGGAACAUGCUGAUGAUGACCAAAAUCUUGCCAUUUCGGGUGUCCCCGUGGUCAGCUGGCCCAAGAAGACCACAAAGAGCCAAAAGGCCGGAGGGGAGAACAAGCGCGAGCCAGGGUACGCGCAGCCUCGCGUGGAAUCAGCACAGGCUAGCGGACACUCGGUCUGCCCACGGGCAGGUGUGGGACCAGGCAUCUCCUUCCGGAUGUCAUCUGCUCUCUUGCCUCUGCUGGAGGCCAACUGUAUAAUCGAACCACAAACACUGCUGUAA